CUCCGCUUCCCGGCGCGCCCCGCGCGCGGCCCGUUGCCAUGGCGCCCCGCCCCCGCGACUUCCGGCGCCGCCCCCGUACGGAAGCCGGGCGGGGCCCCGCGGCGGCGGCGGCGGCGGCGGCGGGGGGCGAUGGCGGCGGCGGCGGGGGGCGCGGCGGCGGCGGCGGCGGCGCGGGAGCGGCGGCGGGAGCAGCUGCGGCAGUGGGAGGCGGCGGCGGCGGCGGCGGCGGCGGCGGGGCCCCCGCGCCCCCCCCGCGCGCGCGCCGUGCGCUUCGAGCGCGCCGCCGAGUUCCUGGCCGCCUGCGCCGGCGCCGACCUGGCCGAGGCGCGCGCCAUGGUGCGCGCGGGGGGGCGCGCGCUGCUCAACGGCGCCAACGCCGACGGCAUCAGCGCGCUGCACCAGGCCUGCAUCGACGAGAACAUGGAGGUGGUGCGGUUCCUGGUGGAGAGCGGCGCCGACCUCGACCAGGCCGACAACGAGGGCUGGACCCCGCUGCACGUGGCGGCCUCCUGCGGCUACCGGGAGAUCGCCCAGUACCUGCUGGAGCACGGGGCCAACGUGGCGGCGGUGAACAGCGACGGGGACCUGGCGCUGGACGUGGCCGAGGACGACGGCACGGAGGCCCUGCUGCGCGCCGAGGGGUGGACGUGGCGGCGGCCAAGCGGGAGGAGGAGGAGCGGAUGCUGCGCGACACCCGGCAGUGGCUCAACGCCGGCAAGAUCAGCGACGCCCGGCACCCGGCCACCGGCGCCAGCGCCCUGCACGUGGCCGCCGCCAAGGGCUACAUCGAGGUCAUGAGGCUGCUGCUGCAGGCGGGCCACGACCCGGACGUGCGGGACAAGGACGGCUGGACGCCGCUGCACGCCGCGGCGCACUGGGGCGUGGAGGAGGCCUGCCGGCUGCUGGCCGAGCACCUCUGCGACAUGGCGCCGCGCAACAACGUGGGCCAGCGGCCGUGCGACCUGGCGGACGAGGACACGCUGCCCCUGCUUGAGGAGCUGCAGAGGCGCCAGGACCACCUGCGCAGCCAGAAGGAGCCUCCAGUGCCGCCGGCCCUGAUCGAGCCGGGCCCCGAGCCCGACCCGGCGCCCGCCUGGAGCAGCAAGCACCGCCGGAGCUCCGUGUGCCGCAUGAGCAGCCGGGAGAAGAUCUCGGUGCAGGACCAGUCCAAGGAGCCGGCGCUGGGCGCCAUCGCCCUGCCCGAGGACGACAGCGGCGACGAGGCCGACGAGGGGCCCCCCCUGCCGCCACCCGAGCCCCCCGCCGAGGCGCCCGCCGAGAGCUGCACCCCCAACGGGGUCCCCCCCGCCGGCAAGGCGCCGGGGGGGCCGCCGUGGGGCCUGCGCAAGACGGGGAGCCUGGGGGCGCUGCCCCCCCCCGGGGCCCCCCGCGACGGCGCCGUGAAGCGCUCGGCCUCCAGCCCCCGCCUCGCCGCCCCGGACAAGCAGCAGGACAUCUGGGAGCUGCUGCAGCAGUGGAACCGCACCCUGAUUGGCCCGGGCUCAGCCAAUAAGAGCGCAGCCUUGGAGCCGGCCAAUUGGGAGGAAGGGAGCGCAGCGGGUGACCCGGGGCUCCCGGACGCCUGGGCCCCCCCGGACGCCUGGGCUCCUCCCUCGCAGAGCAAAGAGCCGCGCCUGGCCCGCGUCCCCCCGACCCCCACGCGCCGCAUCUUCGCCCUCCCCGACGCCCCCCCCCGCACGCCGCCCGACGGAGGCCUCCAGGCGAAGCCGGACACCGGCGCGGCCCCCCCGGUGCCCCCCGCCCCCAGCGCCGACCCCCGGCCCCGCAGGUCCUACCAGACCCCCGUGCGGGACGAGGAGUCGGAGUCGCAGCGCAAGGCCCGAUCCCGCCUCAUGCGGCAGUCGCGCAGGUCCACGCAGGGCGUCACUCUGACGGAGCUGAAGGAAGCGGAGAAGACAAUUGGCCGCGGCGGGGAGGGGCGGGCGCCUGAGCAGCGAAUCAGAGAGGACGAGAGGCGGGACCGGGAGGAGGGGGCGCCGCCCCUGGAGAGCGCGGACUCCUCCUGGCGUUCCCGGGUCCUGGCCGCCCCUGGCCCCCCCGGCUCGCAGGCGAAGAAAGGGCCGGAGACGGAGGCCCCGGGGCCGGAGGCCGAGGCCGAGCCGCGGAGCCGCCCGGGCGCCCGGGAGCGGCGGAAGCCCCGGCGGGAGCGGCGGGGGCCCGGCGCCGAGCUCUACGAGGAGCUUUGGGCCGAGAACGAGAAGCUCAAGGAGCAGCUGCAGGAGACGGAGCUGAAGCUCACCCAGAUCAAGCUGGAGCUGGAGCGGGUCACCCAGCGGCAGGAGAGGAUCGCGGAGCGGCCGGCGCUGCUGGAGCUGGAGCGAUUCGAGCGGCGGGCGCUGGAGCGGAAGGCGGCGGAGCUGGAGGAGGAGCUGAAGGCCCUCUCGGACCUCAAAGCCGACAACCAGCGCCUGAAGGACGAGAACGCGGCUCUGAUCCGGGUCAUCAGCAAGCUCUCCAAGUGACGCUGCCCCAUGGCGCCCCGCGGCGCCCCACGGCACCCCAUGGCUGCCCCACGGCCCCCCCUGGGACCCCGCCGCUGCCCCACGGCCGCCCGCAGACGCUGCUGCCGCCGCCCCGCAGCCCCCCGGGACUCCACUGCCGCCCCACGGCCACCGGCGGGACCCACGGCCGCCCCAUGGCCCCCCAUGGACCCUGCCGCUGCCCCACAGAACUCUGCCGCUGCCCCACGGGACUCUGCUGCUGCCCCACAGGGCUCUGUUGCCACCCCACAGCCGCCCCCCGCCCCGCUGCUGCCCCACGGCCCCCCAUGGGACUGCAUUGCUGCCCCACAGCUCCCCAGUGCCACCCCACAGCCCCCCCACGGCCCCGCUGCUGCCCCACAGCUGCCUCAUGGGCCCCAAUGGCCACUUGUGGGUCCCUGCUGCCCCCCCGCACCGCCAUGGGGCACUGGUGGAGGGGGCGGGGCUUGAGGGGGCGGGGCCAGGCUGCGCUGGGGCUGCCCCAUGUUGAUGCACUGACCCCGCCCCUUCCUCUGAGGCCACGCCCUCCCUGCAUGGGGCGGGGCCUGUCUUGCCCCGCCCCUUCGUCGUGUCAAAGUGGGUGGGGCUUCUGCGGUGCCAUUGCCCCGCCCCCUUCCCUGGUGUCAUAGUGGGCGGGGCUACUGCACGCCAGCCCCGCCCCCGGGUCCAAGCAGCCAAUCAUGCACUCGGUGCCCUGCCCCCCCUCCAAAGUGUGCUGGGGGCGGGGCCUCGCCACGGGCCACGCCCACCGCCAAAGCCCCGCCCCCGGGAAGCCAAGGGGCGGGGCCCAGGUGUCCGAGCCCCGCCCCCCACAGGUAUUUUUGCAAAAAAAAAGGGGAAAAAAACAAAGGAAAAAAACAAACCAAAAAAAAAAAGGUCGGUUUGGGGGGGGGGGGGCGCGGUGCAUUAUGGGACGGGGGGGGGCAAUAAACCGUGACCAGA
Molecule: messenger RNA, 3443 nt
Organism: Dromaius novaehollandiae (emu)
Lineage: Eukaryota; Metazoa; Chordata; Aves; Casuariiformes; Dromaiidae
Gene: PPP1R12C
Product: protein phosphatase 1 regulatory subunit 12C
Exons: 21
Coding region: 39-2483 (814 amino acids)
Biological process (GO): signal transduction
Cellular component (GO): cytoplasm
Molecular function (GO): phosphatase regulator activity; protein kinase binding; enzyme inhibitor activity
Source: RefSeq, a predicted model, not a curated record